AUGGCAUCGGCAUCAUCGCGACCGCGGCGGUCGGUUUCCCGGAAGAGUUUUGUUCUCGAAGAAAGCUCCGACGAUGAGCCUGCCUCGGGGCGCGUUACCCCCAGUAUCCCAAGCAAUGACGAAGACGAGGAUGAGGAGGACGAAGAGGAGGAGUAUACACCUGUCCCAAAGCGGAGGGUAUCCCGCAGGGUCUCGAAGGCACCGGUGGAAGAGCCAACUACGCCGACUCCCGCAAUGGGUCGCUCAAACCGACGCCGCUCUAGGAUGAGUGCGAGAGAGUCUACAGUAUCAACAACAGACGAGAGUAUCGUCUCGGCGGAAGAAGAACCUGAACUUCGGUCAAGGCGCACCUCAAAAGCGAGACAGAGCAUACCUAGGAGCCAAAGCAGCCGACACUCAUCUAUAGAGGUCUCCUCACUUCCAACCCCCGCACCGUCACAAUCUCCAGAAGCUGAUCGAGCGCAGUCAAGAAGACUUAGCGGAACACCGCUUGCAGAUAUUACAGAAAAUGCCGUUAACCAGACUCCCCCGAACGCUCCCGAUGUUGAAAAAUCCGUCAUUGAAAGAGUUGACCCAAGCUCUAGCGUGCUUGAGCGGCCGAUGGACAUAAUGCUGAAGUCACGAUCAGCACCCCAAAUUGCAGAGGAAGAACCAUCGGGACCUAAGCAGAGAAUGGUCAUAACUCACCUCGUCCUUACAAACUUUAAGAGUUACGCUGGGCAGCAGUUUGUUGGCCCUUUCCACGCUUCCUUCUCCUCCGUCGUCGGGCCUAACGGUUCGGGCAAAUCCAAUGUCAUUGACUCUCUUCUAUUUGUUUUUGGCUUCAGGGCUAGUAAGAUGCGCCAGGGAAAAAUAUCAGCCCUUAUCCACAACUCUGCCAACUUCCCCAAUUUACCGUUUUGCGAGGUUGAGGUUCAUUUUCAAGAGGUUAUAGAUUUACCGGAUGGGGGCCACGAAGUUGUCCCAGAUUCGCAGCUAGUCGUUUCCCGGCGAGCCUUCAGAAAUAAUAGCAGCAAAUACUAUAUGAAUAAAAGGGAAACGAAUUUUACAACUGUCACCGAAUUUUUGAAAGGCCGUGGGAUCGACUUGGAUCAUAAGCGUUUCCUCAUCUUGCAAGGUGAAGUCGAAUCCAUCGCUCAGAUGAAAGCAAAGGCUGCCAAUGAACAUGACGACGGUUUACUUGAGUACCUGGAAGAUAUCAUUGGAACAUCAAAAUACAAAACUCCCAUCGACGAGGCGGCUGCCGAAGUUGAGGUUUUGAACGAAACCUGCAACGAAAAGAACAAUCGAGUUCAGCAUGUUGAGAAGGAGAAAGCCAGCCUCGAAGAUAAGAAAAAUAAAGCUCUUGCCUACAUCAAGGACGAGAAUGAGUUGGUCGAGAAGCAAUCCGCACUCUAUCAAAUAUACAUUGAUGAAUGCAACGAUAACACAAACGUCACUCAAGAGGCUAUCUUACAGAAUCAAGAGUUACUCAACCUGGAACUCGAAAAGCAUCAGGGCAAUGAAGAUGAGAUCAAGCAGCUUCAACGUACAUAUAAAAAGGCUGCGAAGGAGUAUGAGGCCAUGGAGAAGGAAACCCAAGGCAUCAUGAAAGAAAUGGCGAAGUACGAUAAAGAAUCAGUCAAGCUUGAAGAGAAACGGAAAUUCUUGAACAAUAAGCAAAAGAAGCUCGAGAAGUCCAUGAACACGAGCCGUCUUGCCGCCUCUGAAUGUGCCGGGCUUGUUGAAAAACACAGCGAUGACUUUGAGAAGAAGUCCGCCGAGAUUGCAGCUCUUGAAAAGGAAAUGAAGAUAGAAGAAAAGGAGCUUGCAGAAAUUCGUGAAAGUCUCAAAGGAAAGACGCAAGGCCUUUCAGAACAAAUUGCUGCUAAACAGACAUCUCUCGAACCGUGGAAAGAGAAAAUCAACGAGAAACAAUCCGCUGCCGCUGUUGCCCAAAGUGAACUAGAUAUUCUUCGUGAAAAGGGCAAUGCCGGCGCAGUCGCUUUGGAAGAAGCACAAGCUAAAAUUGUUUCUAUCAAGGAAGACAUGAGUGCAAAGACAGCUGAGCUUGAACAGUGCCGGGCAGAGAAGGCCAAUCUCGAGCACGAAGUCGCUACCUGCUCCGCGAACGUGCAAAAAUUUGCCGACAAAGAACCAGAAUACCGUUCCAGGCUCUCUCAUUUGCGCCAGAAGGCCGACGAGGCGCGUGCCAGUUUAUCAAGCACACAAACCCAGGGUAACGUCCUCUCGGGGUUAAUGAGACUAAAGGAAUCCGGACGUAUUGAAGGAUUCCAUGGUCGCCUCGGAAACCUUGGAACAAUUGACGAGAAAUACGACGUGGCCAUAUCCACAGCUUGUCCAGCACUUGACAAUUUGGUGGUUGAUACUGUUGAAGUUGGUCAACAAUGUAUUGACUAUCUCCGUAAGAAUAAUUUGGGCCGGGCGAACUUCAUUCUGUUAGACAGACUACCUCGGAGGGACAUGUCCUCUGUUUUCACGCCCGACAGCGUUCCCCGCCUAUUUGAUCUCGUUAAACCUGUGGACGACAAAUUCAAAGCCGCCUUUUAUAGUGUGCUCCAAAAUACCCUUGUAGCAAAGGAUUUGCAGCAAGCCAACAAAAUCGCAUACGGUGCACGAAGAUGGAGAGUAGUGACGCUAGAUGGACAACUCAUUGAUGUUUCCGGUACUAUGAGCGGUGGAGGGACCCGGGUUGCUAGAGGUGGAAUGUCCUCUAAACAGGUGGCAGAGGUCUCUAGAGAGCAAGUUGCCAAGCUUGAUGCCGAUAGAGAUGCAAUGGAGAAAAAAUUCCAGGCAUUCCAAGAAAGGCAAAGGGAGCUGGAAACUGAGUUAAAAACAACCAAAGAUGCAAUCCCCAAAGUUGAAACGGCUAUUCAAAAACUCCAGCUAGAGAUUGAUAGCGCCAAGCGGAAUCUCGCAGAUACCCAGCGCAGAGUGAAAGAACUUUCCGAAGAACACAAACCAUCCGCGGCUGAUGAAAAGCGAGAGGCCAGUCUUGAAAAGACUAUUAAGGCUUUGGAGAAGGAGAUCGAGAAGCUACGGUCCGAAAUGACUGGAGUUGAAGAGGAGAUCCAGGCCCUCCAAGACAAAAUCAUGGAAGUCGGUGGAGUAAGGCUCAGGGGCCAAAAGGCCAAAGUGGAUGGUCUCAAGGAACAGAUUUCACUUCUGACAGAUGAGGUGUCCAAUGCCGAGGUGUCCAAGUCUAAGAAUGAGAAACUGCGGGUUAAACAUGAGAAAUCCCGUGCAGACGCAGAGGCUGAGCUUGAAAGUGUCCAGGAGGAUAUCGAGAGGUUGAAUGAAGAGGCCAAAAACCAGGCCAAGGCAGUUUCCGGAAUUAAGCAGAAAACAGAGGAGGCGGAAGAGGCCUUGCAAACCAAACAGGAGGAGUUGACAGCAUUAAAGACAGAGCUGGAUGGAAAGACCGCGGAGCUCAAUGAAACCCGAGCAGUUGAGAUUGAAAUGCGAAAUAAACUUGAAGAGAGCCAGAAGGCAUUGGUUGAGAACCAAAAACGAGCAAAAUACUGGCAUGAAAAGUUUUCGAAGCUUUCCCUCCAAAGUAUCAGUGACCUUGGUGAAGAAGAGGAAGCACCUGAGUCAUUGCAAAUCUACACGAAGGAUGAACUUGCAGAGAUGGACAAGGAAUCCCUAAAAGCAAUGAUCGCUGCGCUCGAGGAGAAAACGCAGAAUACGUCUGUCGAUCUGUCAGUUCUAGGGGAGUACCGUCGCCGUGUUGCCGAACAUGAAUCUCGCUCCGCAGACCUGGCAACGGCGCUCGCCAGUCGUGAUGCUGCCAAAUCACGUCUUGAUACACUACGUUCUCUCCGUCUCACUGGCUUCAUGGAAGGGUUCAGCACCAUAUCUCUUCGGUUGAAGGAAAUGUAUCAAAUGAUUACAAUGGGCGGUAACGCAGAGCUAGAACUUGUUGACUCCCUGGAUCCCUUCUCUGAAGGUAUCCUGUUCUCGGUCAUGCCUCCAAAGAAGAGCUGGAAGAACAUUAGCAACUUGUCUGGAGGAGAAAAGACGCUGUCAAGUUUGGCUCUCGUCUUUGCCUUGCACCAUUACCGCCCAACGCCGCUGUACGUCAUGGACGAGAUUGAUGCAGCGUUGGAUUUCAGAAACGUCUCUAUCGUCGCAUCCCAUAUCAAGGAGAGAACAAAGAACGCUCAAUUCAUCGUCAUCUCUCUGCGAAAUAACAUGUUCGAACUUGCGUCUCGCCUUGUGGGUGUCUAUAAAGUGAACCAUAUGACGAAAAGUGUCACGAUUGAGAACAGAGAUUACAUCGAAGGAAGAAAUUGA
Messenger RNA from Trichophyton benhamiae CBS 112371, 4296 nucleotides. RefSeq lists its product as uncharacterized. The coding region runs from base 1 to 4296 and encodes 1431 amino acids. The transcript is spliced from 4 exons. The record is from RefSeq and is a predicted model, not a curated record. Gene Ontology annotation, biological process: mitotic chromosome condensation. Gene Ontology annotation, molecular function: protein binding; ATP hydrolysis activity; ATP binding. Lineage: Eukaryota; Fungi; Ascomycota; Eurotiomycetes; Onygenales; Arthrodermataceae. Gene Ontology annotation, cellular component: chromosome.